GGUCCCCUCUUCCUCCUCCUCCUCCUCCUUCCUGUCCUGCACUCUUCCUUCCUCGGGUGAGAAACUGUCCUUUGUAUGUUUCUCCAUCCUGGGAGCCUCGGAGGGGCUGUGAGGUCCCUAGGAGUGGCCAUGCAGCGGCGGAAAGGGAAAGCUCAGGUGGUUCGGCCGGGAACAAAAAUGGCAGAAAGUGAUCUGUUGGGAUCAGGGCCAAGAAAGAAGCAAACCGAAAGAGACUGUUCUGUACUCCAGGGAGAGGCUGUUAAGGAGAAGACACAUGGGACACUUCCACCUCAAAACAAGCAGGAAAUAGGAGAGGGGCCACCGUCACAACAGGAAAUACGCCGGCAGGAGAAGGACCGAAACCCAGCCCUGUCUCCGUACUCUGUGUGGAGACCAUCAAGGUUAUUUGAACCUCUGUCAAAGGAGGACAUGAAGGAGUUUAAGGCUUCUUAUCGAGCCAUGAAAGACACCACCCAGUUGCCCCAAGGAGGCUAUGGAAGGUCAACAGGCACCUCACUGGACCUCAGCGGGAAAAUGCAAGCGCCUUACGAACGUUCGGAAAGUUCUAGAAAGUUGAAGGAACAGAUCCUGGCUGAGCAGGAUGCAGAGUCCUUGGAGAUCAAGCGCCAGCACUUCCGGCACUUCUGCUACCAGGAGAUUGAGGGGCCCCGAGCGGUUCUGAGCGAGCUCCAGGAGCUUUGCCACCAGUGGCUGGUUCCAGAGAGACACACCAAAGAGCAGAUUGUGGACCUGGUGAUCCUGGAGCAGUUUCUGACCAUCCUGCCUCUGGAGAUGCAGAUCUGGGUCUGCAAAAGCGGUCCGGCCACCUGCGCCCAGGCCCUGGCCUUGGCCGAGAGCUUCCUCCUGAGGCUGCAGGAGUCCGAGAACUGUGAACAAAAGGGAUCGGGAUUACUGGAGGAGACAUACACUCAUUCCCCACCCUCAGAACAGGAUCCUUCAGAUACCAUCGAGAGCUGCAUCUCCACGGAGGCCGAAGAGGGGGAGGAGGAAGCUGCCUUGCUAGAACACAACAAGCAAGUACAAGACAAAGCGGAAAAGGCCGCGUUUCUGCUGGGAAUAUCUGAGCCCAUGGAGUGGGGGUUGCCUCCCGAAAGAACCAGACUUUUCCAGGGUCCUGAGGGGGAAGGCGUGUUUGGGAACCUCCAGCAAAACUAUCCCGGAAAAGGCGGGAAACAGGCCCCCUGCCUGGUCGAAGGUGGGAACAGUGUGCAUCGAAGAAGCUUCCCAGAAGGAGGCUUUGGGCAGAAGAAAAAAGCCAAGGCCAGCGCGGAGAAUGGUCUCCCUCAGAGCUUUGGCUUCCUUAAGAGUCGGAAAGUGCAAACCGUGGACAAGCCAUCGCGUUGCGCGGCGUGCGGGGAACGCUUCCACAAGAGACCCUGCAGAGAGCAGCCAGGAAAAUUACCUCAGCGCGGCGAUGAGUUGCCCAAGUGCCUCGCCGCCGUGAGACGGGACGAAGGCGCCCCCGAAAGCCAAGCGGUCACCUGCAGAUGUAAAGCGAAAAAGGGUGGCGAGCAAGGCGGACAUUUCCUUCCUUUGAGCACCGACGGCUGGAAGACGCCCAAAGGAGAGAAACUGUCCAAAGGAGAAGCGUGUGGGGAACGGGUGUCGUGGGGCGCGGCCUUUCCGGCUCACGACAAAGCCGACCACGGAGGGAAACCUCACCAGUGCUUCGAGUGCGGCAAGCGAUUCAGCCAGAAAGGGAACCUCAAUAUACACAAGAAAACCCAUACUGGGGAGAAACCUUAUCCGUGCUCCGAGUGCGGGAAAUGCUUUGUGACUAAUUCGCGGCUGCUCACCCACAAACGGGUGCACACUGGGGAGAAGCCGUACAACUGUUCGUACUGCGGCAAUAACUUCAGCCAGCUGGCGCACUUGGUUCAGCACCAGAGGAGGCACACGGGGGAAAAACCCUACAGUUGCCCCUACUGCGGGAAAAGCUUCAGCGUCAAAGCCAACCUCAUCACGCACCAGCGUACGCACACUGGGGAGAAGCCCUACGAAUGCUCCGAGUGUCCCAAAAGCUUCGUUUCUAGCUCUGACCUUAAAAAACAUAAAAGGGUACACAUGGGGCAGCUCCAAAUGAAGGAGAAACUUCAUAAAUAUACACGCUGUGGGAAGAUCUCAAGCUGCAGAAUGUCUCUUAUUCCACACGAAAGGAGCCACGCGGGAGGGAAAGCUUACAUCUGUUCCGAGUGUGGGAAGAGUUUUGGCUGGAGGACAAAUCUCGUGAAGCACAAGAGAAUCCACACUGGGGAAAAACCCUAUAAAUGCUCGAGCUGUGGUAAAAACUUCAAUGCCAAGUCCACCCUCAUUAAACAUGAGAGGUCCCACACAGGAGAGAAGCCAUUUGAAUGCACCGUAUGUGGGAAGGCCUUUGGCGAGAAAGGGAUCCUGGUGAAGCACCUGAGGAUUCAUACAGGAGAAAAGCCCCAUAAAUGCUCCGUCUGUGGCAAAAGCUUCAUUGAGAGGGGUGCACUGAUUAAACACGAGAGAACCCACACGGGAGAAAAGCCGUACGAAUGCUCCGAUUGCGGGAAGACCUUCAGGAUCAGCUGCCAUCUCAAACUCCACAAAAGGACGCACACAGGUGAAAAGCCCCAUCGAUGUUUGGAUUGUGGCAGAAGCUUUAGUGAGAGGGCCUCUCUCGUGAAACACGAGAGAACCCACACAGGGGAGAAACCUUACGAAUGCUCUGAGUGUGGAAAAAGCUUCCGGAUCAGCUUUCAACUAGUCAUUCACAAAAGGACUCACACAGGUGAGAAGCCACACGAAUGCUCUGACUGUGGGAACAGCUUCAGGGAAAUUGCUUCCCUGAUCAAACACAAGAGAACCCACACGGGGGAGAAGCCUUACGAGUGCUCGGAGUGCGGGAAAAGCUUCAGGACCAGCUUUCAGCUGAAAACGCACAGAAGGACCCACACGGGAGAGAAACCCUAUCAGUGUUUGGACUGUGGGCAAAACUUCAGCCAGAGAUCUCGCCUCGUGAUCCACGAGAGGACCCACACCGGGGAGAGGCCGUACAGUUGCUCGGAGUGUGGGAAAAGUUUCGUCUCUAGCUCUCACCUGAGGAAACACUCGGUGGUACACACGGGGGAGAAGCCUCACAGAUGCUCGUACUGUGAGAAAAGCUUCAGUAAAAAAUCCAACCUCGUCGUACAUGAGAGAAUUCACACUGGAGAGAAACCGUACGAAUGUUCUGUGUGCAAGAAAAGAUUCUGUAGUUCUUCUGUUUUUCAUAGACAUAUGAAAAUCCACCCAGGAGAGCAAUCCUAGCGGUUUCCACCUCCGUGGAAAGUGUCGGGCAAGAGGCCCCGGCAAUACAUAUAUAUUGGCCCUCAAAAUAUCGUUAAACAUGUGAACCCUCUAGUUGUCCGGGACAUUUCAUCAGAACUCAAGGUGAUGGGUUGGGGGGGGGAGAAAUGGAGACAUUGACAAAUCCUCCUGGCUAGCUGUUAAACCCACAGGACAACAAACCCACAGGAUGUGCAGUUAAAAUAAAGUUCUGAAACCUGCCUGAUUAAGUAGGCUGCUGACGAUAAAACCUUGCCCCAAAAACAAUGUUAGUCUUUAAGGUGCUACAAGACUCCUGGUUGUUGCAUUUUUGUUAGUCCUAAUAAACAUGUUAAUCAUC
Molecule: messenger RNA, 3652 nt
Organism: Pogona vitticeps (central bearded dragon)
Lineage: Eukaryota; Metazoa; Chordata; Lepidosauria; Squamata; Agamidae
Source: RefSeq, a predicted model, not a curated record